Molecule: messenger RNA, 607 nt
Organism: Carica papaya (papaya)
Lineage: Eukaryota; Viridiplantae; Streptophyta; Magnoliopsida; Brassicales; Caricaceae
Source: RefSeq, a predicted model, not a curated record
GCAUUUCAGGCCUUUUCUGGUACGCAGAAUGUUUCUAGUCUGCAAAAGGAUGAAGCAUGGAGAGUUAAUGUCCGCAUACAAGGAUGUGACCUUGAACAUGGGUAUCUAUGUGGCACCAUGGAAGCUCUGAAUGUUCCUAUGGCGGACACUGCAGUUGUGACAUUUUGGGAAGGGGAGAUUGUUGACACCAAGAACUAUACUUUCUAUACUGGCAAGUGGGAAGCAUCGCAAGAGGAUGAUAUAAGGCACUGGACCAAAUUUCCAUCUUUUUCACCCCUUCUGGCUCAAGUUGAGGUUGAUGGUGGUAAAUCAUUGGACCUGAGUAACUAUCCUUACAUAUUCAUGAGAUGGAAGGAGCAGUACUUCGUGAAUGUUGGAACUGACUGUGGAUUGACAAUAGCUGGAUUUUACUAUGUCUGCUUCUCUUGCAGUGACGGCUCCAUCCAUGGCUUCUAUUAUGAUCCCAAUAGCAGCCCCUUUCAGAAGCUAGAGUUGAAGGCAACCAACGAGGGAAGGACUGCACCACAGAACUUGACUCUCAUGGAGAAAUUGAUUAGAUGCUCAUGUAUUCUUGCCGGUCCAAACAUGGCUCACAUUUGCAUUUGCU